Trichobilharzia szidati is the source of this 573-nucleotide messenger RNA. NCBI's taxonomy places the organism in Eukaryota, Metazoa, Platyhelminthes, Trematoda, Strigeidida, Schistosomatidae. The record is from the annotation of a GenBank genome assembly.
GGAGGCAGUCAUGGCAGCCAAACGGCAGUAAAACAAAUCGCAACUUAUGUAUGAUUAUAAAUUGAAAUCCAGGAAAUUCUCAAUCAAUAAGCAAACAUCUAGCAACCAUGAGGAAGAUAUAAAUGUGGAUGAAAACGAAAGUUUGGAAAAUACAGAGGACACUGGAAUUGAUAUCAGUACUGCAUUGAAGCAAAUUCAACCUAAGGAAGGCUGGUUUCCCAAAGAUCUUCAUGAAUUUUUAAAUUUUUAUAAUAUAUGUGAUUUUCCAUUCGUGAGUAACGCAAAACAAGAAAUUGUGGAAGAAAGCGAUCGAAUCUCAUUGAAAGAUUUGCAUGAUAUGCUUCAGCGUGAAGUCGAUUCGUCAAGUAGAACCACCAUAAUUCAAAGUAUGCAGAAGAAACUGGAUGAUGAUUACGAGAACAUGAUUCAGGAAAUUAACAGUUUCAAUAUAUUUUCUGCAAAGUCUACAAUUUAGUGUAAAACAGAAUGUCGGUUUACUAAAUUUGUAGCGUAUUAUAUAAAGAGUAGAAAUUAUUAUAAGAAAGUAGAAAUGCAUGUUACCUUGUAUCUUAA